CCGUUGCCCAACACUGUCGGCACACUAUUUUGCACGCGGCGUUUAUUUACUAAUUACAGAUAACUUGUUUCUUAUUUUUUAUUGCUUAAAACAUUAAAAACAGAAAUCAUUCAACAUGAUUAUACCGAUUCGUUGUUUCACAUGCGGCAAAGUAAUUGGCAACAAAUGGGAAUCUUACUUGGGACUUCUGCAAGCCGACUACACAGAAGGUGAUGCCCUAGACGCUUUGGGUCUAAAGCGCUACUGUUGCCGCCGGAUGUUACUUGGCCAUGUGGAUCUGAUUGAAAAAUUGUUGAAUUAUGCGCCACUAGAGAAGUAAACUUAAGGUAUAACUAAAUAAGAGGUACGAUUGGGAAGGACCCGAGAUGGACUUGCAAACACUAGAUUUUUAUUGUAUAAUUACAAAUUAAAGCUUCAACAACUACGAA
Molecule: messenger RNA, 428 nt
Organism: Drosophila willistoni
Lineage: Eukaryota; Metazoa; Arthropoda; Insecta; Diptera; Drosophilidae
Gene: Rpb10
Product: DNA-directed RNA polymerases I, II, and III subunit RPABC5
Exons: 2
Coding region: 116-319 (67 amino acids)
Biological process (GO): transcription by RNA polymerase II; tRNA transcription by RNA polymerase III; transcription by RNA polymerase I
Cellular component (GO): RNA polymerase III complex; RNA polymerase I complex; RNA polymerase II, core complex
Molecular function (GO): DNA binding; zinc ion binding; DNA-directed RNA polymerase activity
Source: RefSeq, a predicted model, not a curated record